Dufourea novaeangliae is the source of this 1698-nucleotide messenger RNA. It is a transcript of the gene GluClalpha, whose product is annotated as glutamate-gated chloride channel. The record is from RefSeq and is a predicted model, not a curated record. NCBI's taxonomy places the organism in Eukaryota, Metazoa, Arthropoda, Insecta, Hymenoptera, Halictidae. Bases 84 to 1463 code for a protein of 459 amino acids. Gene Ontology annotation, molecular function: neurotransmitter receptor activity; extracellular ligand-gated monoatomic ion channel activity; chloride channel activity. Gene Ontology annotation, biological process: nervous system process; signal transduction; chemical synaptic transmission. The transcript is spliced from 13 exons. Gene Ontology annotation, cellular component: synapse; membrane; neuron projection.
CCAUGCCAGUCUCGCUGCAUCACGGAAGCCUCCUCGACGCCUAGGAUUAUCAGGUUCUCCAGGCGGUAUUACAGGCUGCUGCAAUGGGGCUUGGAGUAUUGAAGUUACUGGUGUUAACAGCAAUUCUGCUACAUCCAUCAAGAUGUACGAGGUUAAAGGUGACCGGCUUUCGGGCGACGGAGAAGCAGGUGUUGGACGACAUUCUAGGACGUUACGACGCUCGUAUCCGGCCAAACGGAGAAAACGCAACAGAAAAUGGGCCGACAAAAGUGAAGGUCAACAUCUAUCUCCGCUCUAUCAGCAAAAUAAAUGAUUAUAAGAUGGAGUAUUCUGUACAGUUAACAUUCCGAGAACAAUGGCUGGAUGACCGAUUGCUAUUCGACGAUUUUAACGGUCGUUUGAAAUAUUUAACGUUGACGGACGCGAGUCGUGUUUGGAUGCCGGAUCUGUUCUUCUCGAACGAGAAAGAGGGACAUUUUCACAAUAUUAUUAUGCCGAACGUGUACAUUCGUAUCUAUCCAAAUGGCUCUGUUCUAUACAGUAUAAGGAUAUCCUUGACACUAGCGUGCCCGAUGAAUUUAAAAUUGUACCCCUUGGAUCGACAAAUUUGUUCAUUGCGAAUGGCCAGCUACGGUUGGACGACAGAUGAUUUGGUGUUUCUCUGGAAGGAAGGGGAUCCUGUCCAGGUUGUGAAGAAUUUACACCUACCACGGUUCACGUUGGAGAAGUUUCUUACCGAUUAUUGUAACAGCAAAACGAACACCGGCGAAUACAGCUGUCUAAAAGUGGACCUGCUCUUCAAGAGAGAAUUCAGCUACUACCUUAUCCAGAUCUACAUUCCGUGCUGCAUGCUUGUCAUCGUGUCCUGGGUGUCGUUCUGGCUCGACCAGAGCGCUGUGCCGGCUCGUGUCUCGUUAGGUGUGACAACGCUGCUGACGAUGGCCACGCAGACGUCAGGAAUAAACGCCUCACUGCCACCAGUCUCUUAUACAAAGGCUAUCGAUAUAUGGACUGGCGUAUGCCUGACCUUCGUGUUCGGGGCACUGCUAGAGUUUGCCCUGGUAAAUUACGCGUCGCGGAGCGACAUGCACAGCGAUAACAUACGGAAAAAGUUUCCACCGUCGGAGGCCGAACAGGCGAUCGAUAUGUCCUGCGAUCAAGUCGAGCCCGAUAACUCGUCGAAUUUCGCUAUGGCCGGAUAUGAUGGACCACUUCAACAUUCUCUACAGAAACCUCUGGUCCGGCAACCGGAGGACACCAUGUCGGUGGAUAGGAUGCAGCACUGCGAAUUACAUAUGCAACCACGAAAAAAAAACUGCUGCAGGUCGUGGCUGUCCAAGUUCCCGACGAGGUCCAAGCGCAUCGACGUCAUAUCGCGGAUCUUCUUCCCCAUCGUAUUCGCUUUCUUCAACCUCGCGUACUGGUCCACGUACCUGUUCCGGGAAGAGACGGGGGGCGAGUAAACAUCGCUGAGGAGACGCUUGGAUCAAGGAACAUGGCACGCGGCCCUUCCCAUCAUCAUCACCAUCACCACCAACACUACAGAACAUCAUCGUCAUCAUCACAUCGUCCACGUCCACGACACCAUCACCACCACCAUCACUACCACCAUCGUCACGUGAGUCUACAUCAGCAGUCACAGCCGGAGGAUGACGAAGAGGAGGAAGACGCUGAGGAGGAGGAUGAGGAGGAGGAGGA